Messenger RNA from Aspergillus candidus, 1815 nucleotides. Its product is annotated as DSD1 family PLP-dependent enzyme. Gene Ontology annotation, biological process: D-serine catabolic process. Gene Ontology annotation, molecular function: D-serine ammonia-lyase activity. The coding region runs from base 352 to 1473 and encodes 373 amino acids. NCBI's taxonomy places the organism in Eukaryota, Fungi, Ascomycota, Eurotiomycetes, Eurotiales, Aspergillaceae. The transcript has 2 exons. The record is from RefSeq and is a predicted model, not a curated record.
GAUACUGCAGUAUAUCGAGAUUCAAACUUACCCCAAGGGCCAAUCUACCCUACAAGAAAAUCUACAACUACUCCAUAUAUGUCAAUUGGAGACCAUGCGGCAACCCCACUUCCUCCCCGUUAUCGAAGGAUAGAAACACCAAACGGGGCAUUUCAACCCGCUCGAUAUCAACAAAGAUACACUAACGCGUCUAGUGCGGGGGCCCUUCACCACCCCCGCGAUGUGGGGGCCGAUAAAGCACGCGAAUCAAGGACCAGUAUCCUAUCGAAAGGAUGCACGCUGGAAUGACCAACUCCUUAGUACGACGCGUCUCGGCAAGACCAUACAACUGGUUCUACACCCUAACAUCCAAUGGAAUCUCCAAUCACUAUGUACGGCCCUAAAGUCGGCGACAGGCUCGACGAUCUGGACACGCCUUCUAUGAUCGUCGAUCUCGACGCCGCUGAGGCAAACAUCAAGAAGCUCAUGGACCAGCUAUUGCCCACCGGUCUCAACAUUCGUCCCCACCUCAAAACCACGAAGAGCGCUGUCAUCGCCCGCAAGCUGGUCAACGCCGGUGCCAAAGGCGGCUGCGUCGCCAAAGUCAGCGAGGCGGAGGCGAUCGCCGCAGCGGGGUUCGACGACUUGCUAAUUACGUGCGAAAUCGUCGGCCCGGCUAAGGUCCGCCGUCUGGUAGAGCUGUUCCGUCGGCAUAGAAACAUCCGCAUCGUGGUCGACAGUGCGGUCGGUGCGACGGCUAUCAAUGACGCGCUCGCGGCGGCGGGAAUCGACGACCCCAUCACGGUGUUGAUCGAUCUGGAUGUGGGUCUGCACCGCACGGGCGCGCAGCCCGGCGAACCGGCCUUGGACCUGGCGCGCCAUGUGGCGGGGCUGAAGCACCUGCGGUUGAUCGGGGUCCAGGGCUACGAGGGCCAUCUGCAGCAUUUACACGACCGCGAGGAUCGGCGGGCGCAGUGUUUACAGUCGAUGCAGAUCCUGACGGGGACAGCGGAUGCGCUGCGCGCGGCGGGGUUUGCUAUCGAAGUGGUCACCACUGGCGGUACCGGGACGGCUGAGUUCUGCGCGACGGUCCCCGGUGUGACGGAGUUGCAGCCUGGGUCGUUUAUUUUCAUGGAUACGGACUAUCGGAAUGCCCUGGGGACAUUCUAUUCGAAUAGCUUGACUAUCCUGUCGACGGUUGUCAGCCAGCAAGGGCCUCGGGCGGUGACCAUUGACAGCGGACUCAAGUCACUCACGACGGAUAGUGGACUGGCCGAGUGCAAGGAUUCUCGAUAUACAUAUGGCGUUCUAGGGGAUGAGCAUGGGUCGCUCACUUGGGAGGAGGGGACGCCGUCUCUAUCGGUUGGAGAUCGGGUGGAGAUGAUUCCUAGUCAUAUUGACCCGACGGUGAACCUGCACGACUUUUAUUACGCGCUUCGGGGAGGGGUCAUUGAAGAGAUCUGGCGUGUAGAUUCACGAGGGAAGGUGCAAUAGUGUCUGAGCAUCGUUCAGAUGACUUUACCAUCAUAUAGGACUGACUAGAUACUAUCUUGGUCCGAGACCCGCCUCCAUAUAUUUAUAUAUCGCACUGCACCCACCCUUUCAACUGCAACUAGUGUUUACUGGCUCUCGAUAAAUGAUCGAAUAUACAUAUAUAUAUAUGUUCAUAUAAGUAUAAAAAAAAGAAUCCCCAGUCGGAACUUGAACAUAAACCGUUGAUCGUGACUACUUAGGGCAAGCUUGUCAUUCGCACCACCUUAAAGCUUCAUCAUGACCGAAUCGACUGCGAAGAGACCCACUACAUACCCAGUCGAGUAAGUUGAACAAAAAUCCGAC